CUCCUUCUCUACCGGUACUGAAAACACGACCCUCAUCAUGCUUCACCUCGACUUGAUAAACACUCUCAAAGACCUCUUUGGGCGAUUCGACCAUGUCAGACCAUGUAAGUUCAUCUUAAUACAAGCAGAUAGUGUACGUCUAAUGACUCAACUUCUUCAAAUAGCCCAUGCCAGAGGCGUCUUUGUGUCUGGUUCCUUCAUCCCGACAAACGAAGCCAAGCAACUGUCCACCGCUCCUCACUUCGACGCUCCCUCGACGCCAGUCCUAGCCAGAUUCUCCCUCUUUACCGGAAUCCCAGACUUGCCAUCAAACACUCCCCAAGCAACUCCCCACGGCUUUGCUGUACGAUUUUUGAUAGGAGAGGACACGAAAACAGACAUCAUCUGUCAAUCUUCAAUCUUCUUCCCUGGAGCUACAGGGGAAGAAGUCCUCGCGGUCUUCCGAAGCUUCAAGGACAAUACUGCGGAGGAAUAUGCCAAAGAUCAUCCAGCUGCCGCUAGUUUCAUACAUGAAGACCGACAAGUUCCGAAAAACUUUGGUACAGAGUCCUUCUACUCUAUCAACGCGUUCAAGUUUGUGAAUGCUUCUGGCGAGAGUGCUGUUAUCCGAUAUCGCUGGAUUCCGCUGUCCGGGAAACAUUACUUGACGCAGAGCGAGUUGGAGGCAAAAGGGCCGAAUUUUCUCUUUGAUGAGCUACCUGGUGUUUUUGCCCAGGGGCCAAUUAGUUUCAAGCUGGUAGCUCAGGUGGCUGGGGAUGGUGACGUUACGAAUGACUGCACCAAGAUUUGGCCCGAAGAUCGUAAGCUUGUUGAACUUGGCACACUCACCUUGAAUAAAGUUGUCGGUGAGGAAGAAUUGCCUCCUCAAAAGGAGACUAUUGUUUACAACGUCUUUCCUGGAGUUCAAGGCGUCGAACCUUCGGAUGAUCCGAUAAUAGCCGCUCGUGCUCAGGUGUAUCAAACCAGUGGCCAGACUCGCCGAGACGCUAAAGUUUAAUAAUUUAUUGUUAAUUACAUGCUUAG
Messenger RNA from Trichoderma atroviride IMI 206040, 1023 nucleotides. Lineage: Eukaryota; Fungi; Ascomycota; Sordariomycetes; Hypocreales; Hypocreaceae. The record is from RefSeq and is a predicted model, not a curated record.